CUAAACACAGAGAACCUCUCCAUGUGGAAGACCAAGACGAUCGCUAGCUUCAUCAGCUCCCAUCACGUCUACCUCUCAUCAACAACGACGCGACGGUACUCGAGAAUCGCUCCGCCGCAACCGGCGGUUAUCCGAGUAACAAACAACAUAUCACACUUAGGACCUCCAAAGACGGGACCUUUGCCACGUCAGCUCAUGUCUUUACCUCCUUUCCCGGGUCAUCCGUUACCUUGCAAAAACGGAGUUAACGGAGAUGACGGCCACGUCACGGCCAUAAGCUGGGUUAAGUACUAUUUUGAAGAAGUUCAUGAUAAGACUAUCCAAUCUCAUUUCACAAAGGGCCUUGUUGAGAUGGAGAAAGAAGAUGGAGUUAGAGCCAUGAGAAAGGUUAAGCAUAACGAAGUGAUGAGAGUAGGAGAUAGGCUCUGGUUGCCUGUUUCAGUAGCUGAAAGUAGAAUCUCUAAGAGGUUUGAUACUAUACCGAGUGGUACCUUGUAUCCCAACGCAGAUGAAAUAGCUUAUCUUCAGAGGCUUGUUAGGUUUAAGGACUCUGCUAUUAUAGUUCUUAAUAAGCCACCUAAGCUUCCUGUCAAGGGGCAUGUGCCUAUACAUAACAGCAUGGAUGUGCUUGCAGCUGCAGCCUUGUCUUAUGGUAACGAUGAAGGUCCUAGAUUGGUGCAUCGUCUUGAUAGGGAAACUAGUGGUCUCUUAGUAAUGGGUCGAACCAAAGAAAGUAUAGAUCAUCUUCACUCGGUGUUCAGUGAUUUCAAAGGGAGAAACUCAAGGUGUAAGGCUUGGAACAAAGCUUGUGAAGCGAUGUAUCAGAAAUAUUGGGCACUGGUGAUUGGUUCUCCAAAAGACAAGGAAGGAGUAAUUUCAGCUCCUCUUUCAAAGGUGCUUCUGGAUGAGGGGAAAACAGACAGGGUGGUUUUAGCUCAAGGUUCAUGCUUUGAGGCUUCACAAGAAGCAAUAACAGAGUAUCGAGUGUUAGGACCUAUGAUCAACGGAUGUUCAUGGUUAGAACUUCGUCCUAUUACUAGCAGAAAGCAUCAGCUACGUGUACACUGUGCUGAAGCUCUUGGCACUCCAAUAGUAGGCGACUAUAAGUACGGUUGGUUCAUCCACAAGAGAUGGAAACAGAUGCCUCAAGUUGAUAUAGAGCCAACCACUGGGAAACCGUAUAAACUGCGUAGACCAGAAGGUCUUGAUAUCCAAAAGGGAAGUGUCUUAUCUAAAGUUCCUUUGUUGCAUCUGCAUUGCCGUGAAAUGGUACUUCCAAACAUUGCCAAGUUUCUCCAUGUCAUGAACCAACAUGAAACUGAUCCGCUUCGCCCAGGGAUCACGAGCAAGCCGGAUCUGUUGAGGUUUGUAGCUUCAAUGCCUAGUCAUAUGAAGAUCAGUUGGAACAUCAUGUCUUCUUAUUUGGUGUAGCUUUUCUGGUUCCUUCAAUUAUUAACAUGAGACAGUCUCUGUAAUUCCCUGUGCUGCAGUCAUUUUGUGAAUUUUUGUGUUGUACAUUAUAUAUUCUAUAAAAUAAUGAUAGUGAGAUUAUAAUGUAUUUU
Molecule: messenger RNA, 1562 nt
Organism: Eruca vesicaria subsp. sativa (arugula)
Lineage: Eukaryota; Viridiplantae; Streptophyta; Magnoliopsida; Brassicales; Brassicaceae
Source: the annotation of a GenBank genome assembly